AUGGGCGCUGUCGAAUACGGCUCUUCGUACGAUGGUGACUAUCGUACGCAUCCGGAGACGAACACUCGCCACGAGACCCGCCACGGGCAGCUCAACAAGUAUGAUCCGCAACCCAGAACAAUCCGCUCCCAGUCCGGCACCUUUCAUACACAGCGCGGCAAAGACCACAAUCGGUCCUUCUCCAAGCCUGUGGCCAGUACCGCACGACCCAAUUCCCAGAACGGCAGAUCGUCGCAUUUCCGCGAGCCCCAACACAAGAAGAGAAAGAGUCACGUCCAGCACGACGCUGGCAGAGAAACAGCCCAACCGGGAUCUUCGAAUACGAACAAUAACAAGAAACAGAAGAGUAUGUCGGAAGCCGAGCUCAUCGCCUACGUGGAGGAGCUGCUACGUCACCCGAACAUUAGAGGAGUCGCAGGACCCAAUGUCACCUGCGGACUGUGCAAAGUCCACGGCCACGGCGUCCUGGAGUGCGUGAAAGUCGGCCCGGAUGGAACGACGCACGCAUGCCCCUACUGCAAUGGCGCCUCCCAUAUCAUAGACGCUUGCGAGCUACUCAGAUGGGCUCGGCGCCACAGAAAGCGGCGUCGGGACUACAGAAAAGACAUCCACGACAAGAUCCUGACUGAAUAUCUCAUCGUCCAUCGGCAAGGCCUCCCGGCUAUCACAUCACACACUAACCUCAAAGAACUCUGGGAUAGACUGCCGACGAAGCCAGUCUUAUCCGGUUGGCCAAUCUCGCGCGCAUCUUCGCAAAGCUUUCUCGACGACAUCCAGGAGAGUAUGGGGAAGGAGAUACCUGCAGAGGUCAAGCUCUUCCCGUAUGAGAAUUUCCAGCUCGUAGCGCCAGCAGCUGGAAUGGAGAGGCUUCCAACGACGAAUCAUGCCAAUCAUGCCAAUCCUGGCCUGGAACCGACCAAAAAUCCUGCAAUGUUCCCCGAUGUCUCUUUGAAGACUGGACAAGGAGACACCGCUCCUGAACAGGAUGAUACACGCAUGGAAGCGGACAGCGCCGGUAGAGCUCGAGCUCCAGAAAGGAAGUGCGUGCACUGCAAGAACUCCACUGGCAUUAAGCAACAGUCACACAUUCCAGAUGACUGUUACUUAGCGCGCUGUCCUUUGCCCGGCUGUAGGGCAAAGGGGAAGUGCGCAAAGCAUUGCCCACGAUGUGGCUACAAAACAGUCAUGGACCCGAACCAUGUCAACGCAUGUCCAUGGGACGUGGAGCUCAUCCACAACGACGAUACCCGGAAGCCAACGAGACCCGCGCUGCGAUGCCAUGAGUGCGACGAACUACGUAAGGAGGGCAAUACGUUUCCCGAGCCGCCUCGCUAUAUAUUCACAAAGGAUCUCGUCGCCAUUCGUAAGAAAGCCCAAGCGAACAAAAUUCGAGGCCACACCAAGUUCGAGCGCCUCCAGCGCAAACAGACGUUUGAUCCCGACCUGGUGAAGGAUCCUUAUCACUGUGCCGACCUGUACACUGAGUGCAGGAUCUGCUGGAGCAAGAAGUAUAAGGGCGACUACGAGUCCCAGGAGUUUGGCGCUGGAAUUGAUGAUGAGGAUCAACCAGCGAAUGUUAGGCUCCAGGCUUUACUCGCUCAGUGCUGA
This is a messenger RNA of Anthostomella pinea, 1608 nucleotides long. The record is from the annotation of a GenBank genome assembly. Lineage: Eukaryota; Fungi; Ascomycota; Sordariomycetes; Xylariales; Xylariaceae.